This is a messenger RNA of Acanthosepion pharaonis, 1158 nucleotides long. The record is from the annotation of a GenBank genome assembly. NCBI's taxonomy places the organism in Eukaryota, Metazoa, Mollusca, Cephalopoda, Sepiida, Sepiidae.
AUGAAGAGCCUCACUUCCAAGCAGGAUUCUAUUUUCUAUCUAUCUAUCUAUCUAUCUAUCUAUCUAUCUAGGUCUUUCCCUAUCUAUCUUGGUUUCUAUCUAUUGAUCAAUGUAUAUCUGUUUCUAUCCACCUAUCUUUGUUUCUAUCUAUCUCUUUCACUAUCUCUCUAUGUCUAUCUAUGUCUCUAUCUAUUUCUGUAUCUAUCUAUCUAUUUACCUACCUACCUACCUACCUCAGUCUCUUGCUGUCUAUCUAUUUCAGUCUCUCCCUAUCUAUCUAUCUAUCUAUCUAUCUAUCUAUCUAUCUAUCUAUCUAUCUAUCUAUCUAAGUCCCUUGCUGUCUAUUUCAGUCUCUCCUUAUCUAUCUAUCUAUCUAUCUAUCUAUCUAUCUAUCUAUCUAAGUCCCUUGCUGUCUAUUUCAGUCUCUCCCUAUCUAUCUAUCUAUCUAUCUAUCUAUCUAUCUAUCUAUCUAUCUAUGUCCCUUGCUGUCUAUUUCAGUUUCUCCCUAUCUAUCUAUCUAUCUAUCUAUCUAUCUAUCUAUCUAUCUAUCUAUCUAUCUCCAUCUCAGUCUCUCUAUUUUCUUAUUUCUUUCUCUCUAUCUCAGUCUCUCUCUUUCUAUCUCAGACGUUUUCUAUGUUUUCAGUCUCUCUUUCUAGCUAUCUCUUUCAGUCUUUCUUUCUUCUCUCAAUCUCUAUCUAUCAGUCUCUCAAUAUCUGUCUAGCUAUCUCAGUCUCUCUCCAUCUCUUCAUUCUAUCUAUAUCUAUCUAUCUAUCUAUCUAUCUAUCUAUCUAUCUAUCUAUCUAUCUCAGUGUUUCCCUAUCUCCUCAUUCUAUCUAUCUAUCUAUCUAUCUAUCUAUCUAUCUAUCUAUCUAUCUCAAUCUAACUUUUCAGUCUCUAUCUUACCUCUCACUGAAAACAACAGCAUUAACCCUGAAGUCCUAUCAAUCUAUCUACCAUUGUCUCUGUCUCUAUCUAUUUAUCUAUCUAUUUUGGUCACUAUCUAUCUAUCUUGGUUUCUAUCUAUAUAUCAAUCUAUCUCUGUUUCUAUCCACAUAUUUUUGUCUCUUAUCACCUAUCUCUGUAUCUCUGUAUCUAUCUAUCUAUCUAUCUAUCUCAGUAUCUAUCUAUCUAUUGGCACCAUGCAAAACAUCCAUAUGA